This is a messenger RNA of Argiope bruennichi, 2018 nucleotides long. It is a transcript of the gene Shc, whose product is annotated as SHC-transforming protein 1-like. Gene Ontology annotation, cellular component: plasma membrane. Bases 234 to 1655 code for a protein of 473 amino acids. Lineage: Eukaryota; Metazoa; Arthropoda; Arachnida; Araneae; Araneidae. Gene Ontology annotation, biological process: intracellular signal transduction; cell surface receptor protein tyrosine kinase signaling pathway. The transcript has 12 exons. Gene Ontology annotation, molecular function: receptor tyrosine kinase binding. The record is from RefSeq and is a predicted model, not a curated record.
AAGAACUAGAUAUUUCUUAGCGCUUGGCUGUUGCGCUGUCAGUCUUCUAUCCAUCGAAGUAAUUAAAAUUUGUUUUUGAUGCAUUAACAUUUAUAUCAAAAAAGUGUUUCAAAUUUUUUUUGACACUCAGAAACAUAGCACCUUACAAAUUUUAAAAUAAAUCAGUAUAGAAUGCUUACUCAGAGAGAGAGUUUGUAUAGAAAGCAUCUAUAUACUUUUAACCCUUAUUGAGCAUGCCAAAAGUGCGUAUUCAGUGGUCUUCUAAUGUCCAACCUGUUUUGGGUGAAGGUGGCAUGCCUAGUGAAUGGUCAAAGAAUGGAAGCCUCAUAAAUAAACCACCCAGAGGUUGGCUACAUCCCGAUUCUCAAGUUACUUAUGGCGGAGUCAAAUAUGGUAUUCGAUAUAUUGGGUGUCUAGAAGUCAACACUUCUAUGAAAAGUUUAGAUUUUGAUUUCAGGUCACAAGUUGCAAAAGAAUGUAUCAAUAAAGUAUGUGAAACAGCAGGGUUGAAAACAAUUGAUAAGAAACGAAAGGUUGAUAAACGUAUAACCCGUAUGUUAGCAGAAAAGCCUAACAUGGAUUAUGCAGGUUCUAAUGUUAAUUUAGUAAUCACAAGUUCAUACAUGACCUUGACAGUUAUGGAGUCUGGAGAGGUUAUUGCCAAUCAUGAAAUGCCAAAUGUAUCAUUUGCAUCUGGAGGAGAUGCAGACACUUUAGAUUUUAUUGCAUAUGUAGCAAAAGAUGGACGCUUUGGUCGAGCAUGUUUUGUCCUUGAAUGUGGGGGUGGUCUGGCUCAGGAUGUUAUAACUACUAUUGGUCAAGCAUUUGAAUUACGUUUUAAAGAAUAUCUUAAAAAAACUCCAAGAGCCAUAACAGUUCCUGACAGAUUAGAAAAUCCAGUAUUCAAUGGUAAUGAUUGUGCCUGGGGUGAAGAUUCUGAAUACUAUAAUGACUUGCCUGGGAAAACUCCCCCGGAAGUGCAGCCCCCACUUCCACCUUUACCUGAUUAUCAGCAAAAUGGAGUUGAACAUUCUGCUAUGGAUAUUUCUAGUGUGCCAGAAGCUUCUUCAAAAAAUCAAAAACCUUCAGUAGAACCAGAAUAUGUAAAUAGUAUUAUAUCAUCAAGAGAACAAAGUUGCUCUGCAGAUUCCUUUGAUAUGCAGCCCAUUGAAACUGCCUUACAUUCUGAUCAAAAACAGCCUCCACCACCACCUAGACAUCGAAUUUCAGAACCUGCUCCAAAUCCUCCCCCACAUGCUGCAUGUGUUUCCCCUUCACCUUUUGUUACAUCAGUUAAGCAUAAAUGGCCUGCUGGACUUGCCAACCAUAGAGUUGUGCUGCUACAAGAGGAAUGGUUCCAUGGACCUAUCAGCAGAAAAGAAAGUGAAGCACUAGUUGUUAGAGAUGGUGAUUUUCUUGUGCGAGAGUCACAAGGAUCUCCUGGUCAGUAUGUUCUGACUGGAAUGCAGAAUGGUAUAAGGAAACAUUUGUUGCUUGUUGAUCCAGAAGGAGUGGUUCGAACAAAAGAUCGGACUUUUGAAAGUGUUACUCAUCUUGUGAGCUUUCAUUGUGAUAAUGGUUUGCCUAUUAUAUCAGCAGAAAGUACUUUGGUGUUGAGAAAUCCUAUUCCAAGAACUAUGUUGCCAUCUCGCUGAGACAUGUCUCAAAAGCUUUUAGCAUGUUACAAGACAAAAGUGAUAUUAAUCCAGCAUAAGCUAAUAAGUGAUAAUGUUUUGAAAUAAGAAUCUCUUGUUAAUGAAUUUACAGAUGCUUUUUCAAGAAGAAUUUGACCAAUGCAUUUCACUCAUCUCUGAUGUUGGCACAUGUUUAAAGCAGCAACAUUUCAUUCAUAAACAUUGUUGUAAACAAGUGAUACAAUUUUUUAACAUCACUAGCUUGUUUAAAUAUGACUUUUGUAUUUUGGACUGUUGAUUUAAAAGUUUACUUCUGCACAUUUUAGAUUCAGAAUGUGUCUUGAAAUAGAUAAUUUUUGCCUUGGCCAAUUAUUUUUUACACUU